AUGUUGCAAAUCCCAGGCUAUUAUUACGAUGAGGAAAGGAAGAAGUACUUCAAGGUUGAAAAGUCAUCCACGGCGCCUUCUGCUUCCACUUGGUCCUCGGAUGCCGUGAAGAGGCGCAAGGUUGAGCAUCAGGCCAGCGAGGUGGUACGGGAGCGUGACUGGGAGGUCAGGCAUCAUAUCAAGCGCCACAGGCUCUGGGACCACGCUGUCGCAUCGGGGACUCUCAAGCGAGAGAUACGUGAUGAUCUGAGCUGGGAGGGGGAAGGCAACCUGAAGGCCGCGGCUUGGGUUGAUGGCCUGGAAGCAAAGGGGGAGGUGCGGUUCCGACCACAACACAGAAGCAGCGGACAUCUGCCUUGCCUGUGGGUUGGUGGCCAGGAACAAGGACUGGAGACCGCCGUGGCUUAUACGACGGUGGACGAAGGAAUCCCGAUUGGGAGCUACUUGCCAGUAGAUGACGACGGGAAACUCUCGUUUCGAGAAGACGUCCCUCUGGACUCGCCGAGGCGACCGGUCAGAUACAGAGAGUCGACUGAUUGCCGCGAAAUGAGCUCCAUCACGUACCAUGAGGCUUCUCACCGGAUGAUCUUAACCUCCAGAGCGCCAGGUAAUCGCGCCGGCUUGGCUCUCUUCUCGCCGCCUCGAAGUCGUGGAACAGAAGGGACUUGGGCUUUAGGAGAAGCCACAAACCACCAGCGCCGCUCCUUCUCUUACCUCUGGAACGAAGAGCGCGUCGGCCUCAACGCCUGCACACCCGCACCCCCCUCCCUCCCCCAUCUCGUCUGCGCCAUCGGCACCGACUCGGGCCUCGUCAGUCUGUCAUCAGACGGGUCCGUCUCCCUCCUCACAUCCCACAACCCCUACAAUUUCAGCGAGCACCAUAGCCACACCCCCUACCACCAGUACACAAGAGACCCCCGCUCCGUCUUCGACCUCGACUUCCACCCCACCAACCCGAACAUCCUCUUCUCGGGAGGUCGCCAGCCCCGCGCCUGGAUCAAGGACACGCGCACCCCGACCUCGGAGCCGUGCCGCCACCACAUCGCCCUCCCUUCCUCCGUCGCCCACCUGCGCGCCAUCUCGGAGAACCAGCUCCUCGUCUGCGGUCUCCACAGCGCAAUGGCCAUCUACGACGUCCGCUUCUUCCCCACGUCGUCGUCGCAGGGUGAUGACGGCGCCCCGAGGAGGAGACGGCGCCCAGGCCCCUUGCUCACGUUCCCCGGGUACGUCAACGGCGCGCACCUGGACGUCGGGUUCGACGUCUCGCGGGAGCUGGGCAUCGCCGCGGCGGCGCAGGACGACGGGACGGUGGGGUUGUUCUCCCUCGCCACGGGAAGGCGGCUGCCCUGCCCGGCCAUGGAGGCCCGUGGGAAGAUGAGCAUGCCGAUCAAGUCGCUCAUGUUCCAGACGGUGCCGGGGGAGAACUCGCAGAGCCUGUUUGUGGGUGAGGGGUUGUGGCUGAGGAAGUACUCGUUCGGCACGCGGGAGUUUGAUGUUUGA
Messenger RNA from Clonostachys byssicola, 1500 nucleotides. The record is from the annotation of a GenBank genome assembly. NCBI's taxonomy places the organism in Eukaryota, Fungi, Ascomycota, Sordariomycetes, Hypocreales, Bionectriaceae.